GGAGACUUGAUGAUGAUGUUUCAUGGAAGCCAUCCCAGUCUAAACACUGGGGGCAAAGUCAGCAUAAUACUGGAGCCCAUUGAAGUUCAGGGCCCGGUGGACUGCCAUGAUUCCAUUUUGCAUUGGCACUGUGGGCAGAGAGUGCAUGUAUUUCAUGUGACACAUAUAGCCAACUGUGAGAGGUGCUGUGCCUAUUGGAUUGUGAGGAAGUGCGGGCACUUCCUAAGAAAUUGGAUACUUUGAAAGUCCACAUGUGCAAUGAAUUGCCCAUGUUGCUGUUGCAUCAAUGUGAUAUUGACAUGCCAAAACAUAUCCAGUCCACUGAAAGGAGUGCAACAGGAAGGAAACAGGUCAAGUCCCCACAGUUCUGGUAUGAUUUGGAUCAAUUAUUCAGCGCCAUUUUGCAGUCACAAGAGCGUAUGAACACACUUCAUUUUGGGAUGGUGGAAUACUUGGAUAACCCACAGGAGCUAUGGCAUUCAAGGGCAUGGGGCUCUUCUGUUUGCACAGUGUCAGGUGAGUACGCAUUGUCAAGGUAUAAUCAGAUCAUAUUUCCUGGAGACUUCAUUGAAUUCACUUCUAUGGCAUGUACACUAUUUGACGAUGUCCAUUAUGGUCAAGUCACCUUUGUUGGUGUGGAUAAGCAAUUGAGGUCAAUCCAUUAUGGAAAGACAGUCUUGACAGUACAACUGGUGAUACUAUCAUCAUGUCUUCCUGUUGAUUUGGAUAUGAACAGAUGUGAGUUUGUGCUUAUUGAGGAUAAUUGCCUGGAGAUUGAAGACUGUUCUGUUCAUGCCAGGGUGGAUAUGGCCUUGGAUCAUGGGCUACAACCAGUGUCACCCACAAGCUUGAAGUUAUGGAGUAUGGAUGGAAUUACCUGGAAGCCUGACACUCAGUUAACCAGCAAGUGCAGUCACUACUGAUUUUGAUUUUCAUUGAUGACUUUGGCAUUCAUCACAACAUGUAUCAGGUGUUGAAGGCAUUCUAUAUGACACUUGCAGGCUUGCUGUACCAUGAGUGGAGCAAGGUGGUCAAUACUUUUACAUUGACACUGGGUCCCCAUGGUGCACAAAUGGCCGAUGUGGUUUCAUCCUUUGAAGAGGCGUUUAGUGAGCUGAGGAC
Messenger RNA from Aspergillus glaucus CBS 516.65, 1122 nucleotides. RefSeq lists its product as uncharacterized. The record is from RefSeq and is a predicted model, not a curated record. The coding region runs from base 252 to 923 and encodes 223 amino acids. The transcript has 3 exons. Lineage: Eukaryota; Fungi; Ascomycota; Eurotiomycetes; Eurotiales; Aspergillaceae.